AUGCCCAUCAACUACCUCAUCUUGCUCAGCCGGCAGGGCAAAGUGGUUAGCAGUCCCCUUCCGUGGUCACCCACCUUCAGACUUGCCAAAUGGUUCAUUACACUGUCUCCCAAGGACAAGGCGAAAAUCGUUCGAGAUGUCUCUCAACUCGUCCUGUCACGACGGACUCGAAUGUGCAACUUUCUUGAAUACAAAGACAGCAAAGUCGUCUAUCGUCGCUAUGCUUCUCUGUUCUUCAUCGCCGGAUGCGACUCCACAGACAAUGAAUUGAUCACACUCGAGAUCGUCCAUCGAUACGUCGAGCAGAUGGACAAGUACUACGGCAACGUCUGCGAGCUCGACAUCAUAUUCAACUUCCAAAAAGCAUACUUCAUUCUGGACGAGCUACUUCUCGCUGGCGAAAUGCAGGAAAGCAGUAAGAAGAAUGUGCUGCGAUGCAUAAGCCAGGAGGACAGCCUUGAAGAUAUGGAGUUCAUGCCCAAUCGCGACCUCGACAUCGUUACCUCGGCUCUCAAUUUCUCGACGCCCGAUUUGAGCGUCGUAGGAGGAUGCGAUCUCUACACUACCAAAGCCGCUGGUGGCGACAAAAAGCUGUACAAGACGAUCGAGAAUGGGCUCGAGGAACAGUACCAGGCGCGAGUCACCUUAUCGCAUUCACUUUCGCCGCCUGAAGCCCGAUUGAUGGCGCCAAGCCUGAAUCUCAGCCGCAGCAGUCCGUUCGGCAGCAUGGAGAAAAUCAGCUCGCGGCGAACCUACGCGUAUCUGAUUGCGACGCUCAACGCAAGUCAUCCCGAUUACGACUUCUCUCACACCCUGAGACCGACAGACUUCAAGCGAGAGAAAAGCCUUAGAGCGGUAAUCAACAACGUAGACACCACGCUUUACAACUUGAGGCCUAGACCGUUCAAUUCGUACAAGCCUGUCUACCCACCUGGCUCUAUGCUUCCGCCUCCUGGUCAGCCAAGCUGGGGUCCUGCCAUGUGGGGAUUGAUCGAUCAGCAAAUGAGCCUCAAGGAAUGCCACAUUUACCGAUAUGCGCCCGACCUUGAUCCGUUCGAGGAGGACGAAGAAGGCGGCACGAUAUGGUCGACCAACUACUUCUUCUUCAACAAGACUCGUAAGAGAGUCUGUUAUCUGUACCUGCAAGGAAUCAGCGUGCUGUCACAGUCUGCCAAGGAUGGCGGACUGAUGACACCGAUCAAGUCCAAACGUCUAGCUGACGACGAGAGCGACGGAUGGUUGACGCCUGAUCUGGGCGCGCGAAAACGUGCACGGUACUGGUUGGGCGACCGAGAUGGUAUCGAAGUCGUCCCGCAUGAAGACCCUGAUGUUGAGGUCGUAGGAUCACGAAUUGUCAUUACAGAUGCGCCAACAGCGGGAUUGGACGAACGAAGUAGCGACGAAGAAGGCUUUGGGCCGCCAAAGAGACCGGUGGUCGACGAACAUCACAAUUAUCUUCUUAGUGACGAGGAGACGCGCAGCACCCGCAGUAUGAGCAAGUCGACCGCCAGGGGUGUGAGUGAGGAGGUAGUCGGGCGGAUGGAAGUCUGA
Cyphellophora attinorum is the source of this 1551-nucleotide messenger RNA. RefSeq names its product AP-1 complex subunit sigma-1. The record is from RefSeq and is a predicted model, not a curated record. Gene Ontology annotation, cellular component: AP-1 adaptor complex; nucleus. The transcript is spliced from 5 exons. Gene Ontology annotation, biological process: vesicle-mediated transport; negative regulation of transcription by RNA polymerase III. Gene Ontology annotation, molecular function: clathrin-cargo adaptor activity; RNA polymerase III core binding. Bases 1 to 1551 code for a protein of 516 amino acids. Lineage: Eukaryota; Fungi; Ascomycota; Eurotiomycetes; Chaetothyriales; Cyphellophoraceae.